Molecule: messenger RNA, 829 nt
Organism: Tupaia belangeri chinensis (Chinese tree shrew)
Lineage: Eukaryota; Metazoa; Chordata; Mammalia; Scandentia; Tupaiidae
Gene: UBE2S
Product: ubiquitin conjugating enzyme E2 S
Exons: 5
Coding region: 11-688 (225 amino acids)
Source: RefSeq, a predicted model, not a curated record
UCGUGCAGUCAUGAACUCGAACGUCGAGAACUUGCCCCCCCACAUCAUCCGCCUGGUGUACAAGGAAGUGACCACGCUGACUGCAGACCCACCUGAUGGCAUCAAGGUCUUUCCCAACGAGGAGGACCUCACCGACCUGCAGGUCACCAUCGAGGGCCCUGAAGGGACUCCAUAUGCCGGAGGCCUGUUCCGCAUGAAACUCCUGCUGGGGAAGGACUUCCCUGCCUCCCCACCCAAGGGCUACUUCCUGACCAAGAUUUUCCACCCAAACGUGGGCGCCAAUGGUGAGAUCUGCGUCAAUGUGCUCAAGAGGGACUGGACAGCUGAGCUGGGCCUCCGCCACGUGCUACUGACCAUCAAGUGCCUGCUGAUCCACCCCAACCCUGAGUCUGCGCUCAACGAGGAGGCAGGCCGCCUGCUCCUGGAGAACUACGAGGAGUAUGCCGCCCGGGCCCGCCUGCUCACUGAGAUACACGGGGGUGCAGGUGCGGGUGGGCCCAGCAAUGGCAGGGCUGAGGCUGGCCGGGCCCUGGCCAGUGGCGCUGCAGCCUCCUCCACUGACUCCGUGGCCCCAGGAGUCCCGGGAGGGGCAGAUGGUCCCAUGGCCAAGAAGCAUGCAGGCGAGCGUGAUAAGAAGCUGGCGGCCAAGAAGAAGACGGACAAGAAACGGGCGCUGCGGCGGCUGUAACGGGCUCUUCCCACCCCACCCGACCCGUCCCCUCCCUCCAACUCUGUCUUUAAGUUAUUUAAAUUAUGGCUGGGGGGGGGGGUGGGCAUGUUGGGGCCACUGGGACCUGGAUUUGUUUUUCUAAAUAAAGUUGGAAAAGCA